Molecule: messenger RNA, 1629 nt
Organism: Helianthus annuus (common sunflower)
Lineage: Eukaryota; Viridiplantae; Streptophyta; Magnoliopsida; Asterales; Asteraceae
Product: serine carboxypeptidase-like 13
Exons: 14
Coding region: 40-1422 (460 amino acids)
Biological process (GO): proteolysis; secondary metabolic process
Molecular function (GO): serine-type carboxypeptidase activity; acyltransferase activity, transferring groups other than amino-acyl groups
Source: RefSeq, a predicted model, not a curated record
UGUACAUUUCAUUCACCAACCUCACUUGUUUGUCACUGAAUGAUUGGUAAAAUGAUAAAUUGGUUCCUCAUCAUCACCUUCUUCAUCUGUUCUCAUGUUUCAACCUCAACUUCAGCAAAUUCAGCAGGGAGAGUGGAGUAUCUUCCAGGUUUCCAAGGACCCCUCCCUUUUUACCUUGAAACUGGGUAUGUGGGUGUGGAUGAGAAUGAAGAUGUGCAGCUUUUUUACUACUUCAUUCGGUCCGAGUCGGAUCCUGAGCUUGAUCCUCUCAUGCUUUGGAUUACCGGCGGCCCGGGUUGUUCUUCCAUCUCUGGCCUGCUAUAUGAGAUUGGUUCAAUUAAGUUUGAGGCUUUGUACUAUGAUGGAAGCUUUCCCACCUUGAUUUUGUCACCCAAUUCAUGGACCAAGAUGGCAAGCAUAAUUUUCCUAGAUCUUCCUGUUGGUACUGGUUUUUCGUAUGCAAGAACCACACGCGCCUCACAUUCCACCGACAUCCAACUUUGUGACCAAGCCUAUGAAUUUAUGAGAAAGUGGUUUGAAAGUCACCCGGAGUUCGUCUCUAAUCCAUUCUAUGUAGGAGGAGAUUCCUAUUCCGGAAGACCGGUCCCAAUAAUCACACAACUAAUAUCAGAUGGAAAUGAAGCUGGCAUUGAGCCUUACAUUAAUCUAAAGGGAUAUGUUCUUGGAAACCCUGUGACUUUUCCAGAAGAAGAUAAUUACCAAAUUCGGUUUGCUAAUGGUAUGGGACUUAUAUCAGAUGAACUCUACAAGUCAUUGUUCCACACGUGUCGUGGAGAGUAUCGGUCAGAGUAUAUAAGCACGAGCAACUUAGUGUGUCGCCAAACUCUUGAAUUGUACCAUGAGUGCGUAGAUGGGAUUGAAACUGCACAUGUUUUGGAGCCUCGUUGUGAUUCUAUUUUUCAAAUCAAACUUCCCACUCAAAAGCUGCUUAACGAGCACAACCGUGUUUCUUCAUCUUACUGUCGUACUGAUGGAUAUAACCUGGUUUACUACUGGAUUAAUGAAGCCAGUGUUAGAGAAGCAUUGCAUAUUCGGAAGGGAACCAUAACAGAUUGGAUAAGGUGCAAAUCAGAUUUGAAUUUCACAAAAACACUUUCUGAUGUCAGACCAUACCAUCUAAACCUUAGCAACAAGGGCUACCGGUCUCUCGUCUACAGCGGUGAUCAUGAUAUGAUCAUUCCCUACCAGUCAACUGAAGCAUGGAUAAAAGACCUUAACUACUCAGUCAUCGAUCGAUGGCGAUCAUGGAAGCUUAAUGGUCAAAUUGCUGGGUAUACAGAGAGUUAUUCGAAUAUGAUGACGUAUGCCACCGUGAAGGGCGGUGGGCACACGGCCCCUGAGUACAAGCCUGAAGAAUGUUUUGCCAUGUUCAAGAGGUGGAUAUCUAAUCAACCAUUAUAACCAUCUUUGCAUCUUACCAUGUUGAACUUUUUCGAUAGUCCAUCAUGCAUGUAAUAUGUAGCUCUUGUGUUCUUUGACAUGAGCAUAGACUAAUAGUCAUUUUAAUGAUCCAACUUAUUCUAUUUGGAUCAAUUUGAGAAAUUUAUGGAGACAUUAAUAGUUGUAUUUUUAUUAAUCGAAUUUUAUCAAAUAAGUGUUUAAAUAUGA